CUGUGGGAUGUGGCGGUUGCCGUCAGGAGGAGGUCGUGUCAGUCUACGUUGGUCACUGUGCGCGGUGGGAUGUAAGCUCGCUGCCUCGGGUCCCGCGAAUAUCGGUUCUGUUUUAACUUUUGAUGUGAAAGACGCAGCAAAUGAGUGAUUAGUGUUAUGUUUUGGUGAGUGAGGACGCACUCCCUCCACGGAUCUCGUCUCUUCAGCGGCUCAGCAGUAUGCCGGCUAGCACCAUGAAUCUUUACGAGAACUCUUGUCUGCGGUGCGGCCGAACCGUGUACCAGGUAGACCGCAUUGGCCCUCUCAAGGACUUCAGUUUUUUCCACACGGGUUGCUUCAAGUGCCACGUGUGCUCCUCCAAGCUGACCCUCAAGACGUACUGCAAUAACCAGGACGACCAGGAUGACAAAGAAGUGUACUGCUCGUCUCACGUGCCCAAAAUUGGACCGGGGCACUUGGACGGGGAUGCCGUGGGCAUCCGGUCGGCGCUCAACGUGCCCAAGUCCGCGAAUUUCGUCAACGAUCAAAUCAGACCAGGAGGACGACCCUCUAUUGACGGAGACGCCCUGGUCUUGAGAUCACCUUAUUCGAGGGGUAACGGCAGCGGCAACGGAUCGGAGAACGGCCACAAUUCCUCUUUCAGCGACUACAAAUACGGGCGUUUUGACCACACCGCCCUCCACAUCGCGCACGCCCUCAAUGCCACCAAGAUCCAGAGGGUGUACGACAAACCCAUCGACCAGUACCUGGAUGUGGCGAUACAGAAGCAGAUGGAGAUGAAACACCGCCUGGAGGAAGACGACCUGUACAAGAGGUUCGCCAAGCAGAGGGCGGCCGAGGAAGCCCGCAUGAACGACCACCUGAAGGAGGAGUGGGAGACGGAGCUGGAGAAACUGACGUCACAAUUCGAGCGCGACCUGGCGAUGAAGAAGCGCUCCCGGGAGGAGUCCAAGGUCCUGACGGUGAAGCACCAGAAGGAGCGAGAGGAACUUGAGAAGAACAUGACGAUCAAGAGGGACAUGAAGAAGGAGAACCUCUCUCGCAAGAUGCUGGAACACGAGAGGGCGGCCACAGCAGCUCUGGUAGAGAAACACAGCAAGGAGAUGAUGCGCCUCAUUCAGGAGAAGAGAUCCGAGUUCCUGGACGACGAGGAGGAGGUCCUAGAACACUACCCUGCCCAACCCCCUCCGCCCUUGCCUCCCCCGCAGACCAAGACCGACAUCUAUACGGAUCCCGACGAAUUUGCUGAAGUCGAUCAGCUGGCUAUUCAGGUGGCACAAGAAGACCAGAAGACCUUCACGGACCUGGUGAGAAUGCUAGUCGGCCAGUGCAUUUCGGACGUGGAAAAGGCCAGGACGAUCUUCCGCUGGAUCACUGUCAAGAACUUGAAUUCCAUCACCUUCGACGACUCGGCGCACGGGGACACCCCCAUGGGGUUGCUGAGGGGCAUCAAAUACGGGACUGAGUCCUACCACGUCCUUUUCAAACGUCUUUGCAGUUACGCCGGUCUGCACUGCGUCGUCAUCAAAGGAUACAGCAAAUCCGCAGGAUACCAGCCAGGCGUCAGGUUCGAGGACAACAGAUUCCGCAACUCCUGGAACGCCGUGUACGUCGCAGGGGCGUGGCGGUUCGUCCAGUGUAACUGGGGCGCCAGGCACCUGGUCAAUGCCAAGGAAGUGCCCAAGCCAGGGGGCAAGAAUAAGAGUGAUAGUCUCAGGGAGGCGUCACGCCGAGUAGCCGCAAGAAAUAACCUAAGAUACGAAUACGACGAUCACUAUUUCCUGACGGACCCCAAGGAGUUCAUCUACGAGUUCUUCCCCCUGCAGUCAGAAUGGCAGCUCCUGAAGGCGCCCAUCAGCCUUCACGAGUUCGAGGAGCUGCCCUUCGUGAGAUCCUUGUUCUUCCGAUACGGUCUCUACUUCCCAGACGAACACACCAAAGCUGUCAUGUUCACCGAUUCGACAGGCGCAGCCACAAUCAGAAUUGGGAUGCCAAGCCAUAUGCAGUCGUCCUUAAUUUUCCAUUACAAUCUCAAGCUCUACGACUCUGAUAAAGAUCAGUACGACAGCGUUUCUCUGAAGAGAUUCGUUAUGCAGAAUCUCACCUACGUACAGAAACGGAAUUUCGAAUCGACCCUCCCCUCCGUUGUUGGUAACCUCGUAGCCUUCAGAGUCCACGCUCCUUGUUCAGGAGCCCUGCUCUUGGACAUCUUCGCAAACGCCGUCACGCCCCGCGAGUACCUCACCGGGGAACCCAUGAAAUUCAAGAGCGUCUGCAAAUUCAAGAUCGUGUGCGAUGACCUCCAGACCGUCAUGGUCCCUCUGCCUGACUGCGCCUCUGGGGAAUGGGGACCAGCCAAGGCGACGCGGCUCUUCGGACUCGAACCCAUCUCGCACCAAGACGCCCUGAUUUUCGCGGGGCGCGACCAGGAGAUUCAGUUCCACAUGACCAGACCCCUGACCGACUUCAUGGCCACGCUGCACAAGAACGGCUCCGAGGAGAAGCGACUCAGCAAGUACGUCAGCCACAGAGUGACUGACGACAUCGUGACGUUCGCUCUCAGUUUUCCCGAAGAGGGGCAGUACGGUUUGGACAUCUACACCAGAGAAGUCGGAGCCCCUGACUCGACAGGGCCGGCUGAGAAGCAUCUUCUGACACACUGUUGCAAGUACUUGAUCAAUUCGUCCAAGAGGAAUUAGGGGCGAGAACGCCCUUCUUUAUUUUUUUUUUUUUUUUUG
Macrobrachium nipponense is the source of this 2738-nucleotide messenger RNA. RefSeq names its product hillarin-like (gene Hil). The transcript is spliced from 14 exons. The record is from RefSeq and is a predicted model, not a curated record. The coding region runs from base 219 to 2699 and encodes 826 amino acids. Lineage: Eukaryota; Metazoa; Arthropoda; Malacostraca; Decapoda; Palaemonidae.